AUGGAAAGUGAAAUCAGAUGGAACAGUGAUCCAGUUAUAUCUUCUUUUUUGUGUACACCGACCAACCUGCCUUAUGCUCACUAUUCCCUGAUUUUCUUGAAUGACAACGGUGAACCCCAGGUGGUCGAGUCUUCUUCAAUCCAAGACCAUCAUACUACUGUCUUUACCCCUGAAGUGCGUGAUAGAUUUUUGGAAAUCAUUGGUGUAAAGACUGGAUAUAAAAAUCAUUCAAUUGACAGCCUCAAUCUAGCUACGCCCAGCUAUGACUGCUUGGAGAAGGCAUCUUACCACCUCCGCAAGAAGAGGCGUAGGGCCAAUACCAAAGACUUUGUUCCGGUCAUGCCAACAUCCGGAUCUGAAUUACCCAGCUCGCUACCGGGUGCAGAAGAUGACAGGAUCGGGCUCAAAAUCAGUGAAACUGAUCGACUGAAACAGUACUACGCAGACUCCUUGAAAUACUUCAAGCAGGUCAACUGCCGCGUCAUUUUAAAGGCUUUUAUCAAGUUUAUUGAGCCGUGCAAGCAAACGAAGCAUCCUUACAACGGGGGUAAUCCAAAGGAUUGCAAUACCAAAGGCGACCCAGAAAAAACAAAGCCUGAGUGGUGGCCACGUGAUAUUAGACACCGUGAGCCAGAUCACCUGUCGAAACCAGAAAGAAUCGGCCUUAUAGUCCACAUUAUGUGUAAACUGGGCCGAAGUGAUAUUACAGCAGACCGUCUUCUGGAAAUUGCAUAUAGCUGUAAAUUAAAUUUGAAAGAUCCGGAGAAGUUUGCUAUUAUCGAGGAGAUCCUCAACGUACGGAAGAUAGAGGAAAAAUAUGAGCAUAGAGCUAUUGAUCCAUCAACGGUCCUACUCGUGGUAGACCGCACACUGCCCUCUAAUGGUAAAAAGAAUACAGAUUCGGUCACCAAGCUCAAGCCAAGAUCCCAGCCAAAGAAGCUAAGAGAGUUGAAGAAAGCAGACUUGAAUCCUUCUCCUUCAGGUGCACAAGAAUCACCAUUCUCCGCCAAACCCAACGACAUGUCUGUACCUACUACAGUAGAAGACAGAAAUCAGUUCGAUGAGUCGGAGAGACCGGACCGAUUAUGCGUCACACCAUCCAAUAAUUAUUAUAGCCACUACUCAAAUACUUUUAUUGAGGCACCCACGACCCAAGGACUGAGCACACCUGCUGAACAGACUUCAAUCAACUGCCUGGCCCAGGCGACCUUUCCGGAUGCCAGCAGUGCCGAGUAUUGCUUAACAGCAGCGCCAUCACAGAACUUUGUCAGCCAAUAUGCGCCCUGGACGCCCUCCUUUAGAGGAACCUAUUCUAUUUCUCAGGAUUAUAGAUCCACAGCCAGCCAUGGCAUGUCAGAGAAUCUCAUGCACUAUCCAGUGGGAAUUAUUCCCAACUCUGACAGCGUUGCCCAACCGCCGACGCCCGGGUGCUGGGUCGUUCCAGCCUUGCCAACGCAACCUGGGGCGAACCAAGGAUGGGGCUACUAG
Molecule: messenger RNA, 1488 nt
Organism: Aspergillus welwitschiae
Lineage: Eukaryota; Fungi; Ascomycota; Eurotiomycetes; Eurotiales; Aspergillaceae
Product: DUF2841 domain-containing protein
Exons: 5
Coding region: 1-1488 (495 amino acids)
Source: RefSeq, a predicted model, not a curated record